Messenger RNA from Staurois parvus, 354 nucleotides. The record is from the annotation of a GenBank genome assembly. NCBI's taxonomy places the organism in Eukaryota, Metazoa, Chordata, Amphibia, Anura, Ranidae.
UGUCCGCAGUCUCUGGUCAUCUCCUGCACUGUGUCCGCAGUCUCUGGUCAUCUCCUGCACUGUGUGUCCGCAGUCUCUGGUCAUCUCCUGCACUGUGUCCGCAGUCUCUGGUCAUCUCCUGCACUGUGUCCGCAGUCUCUGGUCAUCUCCUGUCCUGUGUCCGCAGUCUCUGGUCAUCUCCUGUGCUAUGUCUGCAGUCUAUGGUCAUCUCCUGUACUGUGUCUGCAGUCUCUGGUCAUCUCCUGUACUGUGUCCGCAGUCUCUGGUCAUCUCCUGUACUGUGUCCGCAGUCUCUGGUCAUCUCCUGUACUUAUGUCCGCAGUCUCUGGUCAUCUCCUGUACUGUGUCUGCAGU